Molecule: messenger RNA, 1391 nt
Organism: Phialemonium atrogriseum
Lineage: Eukaryota; Fungi; Ascomycota; Sordariomycetes; Cephalothecales; Cephalothecaceae
Exons: 1
Coding region: 201-1391 (396 amino acids)
Source: RefSeq, a predicted model, not a curated record
CUUCUUUUCUCUUCUCAUCUUAUCUUUUUCUGGGUUUUGCCACGCAACGGAAUCCUAUAUAAAGGCGGACUGUUCUUCCGUCUUAGCUUACCUUUCGUCUUAUCCUUCCUUCCACCUACACAAAACGUCCAGUCACCCCAUCUCGAUACCUUCACUAGUCGCAGAACCAACUUCGACUCGAACUCUGGACGUCUUUCUCGAUGGAGACCAAGUCACGUCUUCUCGCACUCCCCACGGAGAUGCGCCUCGCAAUUUGGGCCGCCGUGGGUGAACAGGAGAACUUCUCCAACCUCCUCCAAGUCAGCAAGCAAAUCCGGUCCGAGGUCCUGCAUGGAAUACCCGGCGGUUCCCUAUCGUGCCGCUGCUCUUCCUUGGACAUCGACUCUUCCUCCUUCAACAAGUGCCGGUAUUCCUUCCCGGUAGACCAGUUGACCAUCAUCGUGGAUUCAUCCUGCUCAGAGCAGUCAUGGCUCACAUUCAGCGUGCGGGUAUGCCAUGGCCGGGGAUCCUCAACAUGGACCGUCAAGAACCUGCGCUCGAGCCUGGCCAGGAAUCUCAUCCACUACAAGCCCCGCGGGGUCGUGGUCGAGUUCCGUGCCCCAAAAAAGGGAUACUAUCUCGCGGCAUUCAUAAUCCUCCGCGCGAAGCUGGAUAACGUCGCCCUCGUGCUCGGAUGGAUCAGGCCGCAGGCGAACAUGUCACUUCGGAUACGAUUUGCCGAUCCGUGGUCCGAGAACGAGAAGCGACCGGCAAAGCCAUUCUGGGAAAAUUGCCCGCUCGGCCGGGAACGACAUCGAUACCCCAGGUGGGACAGACGUUUCCCCUACUUCUACGAGUUCCUCAUGACACCCCUGAUAUGCAACUGGGCCUGGCGGAACGCCACGGUUGUGUUUGACCGAGAACCUCGACGGAAAUCCACGUCCUUUGUCUCAGGCUACCUGGGCAACGGCCAGAAGAGGGUUCAUUAUCACGGCUACAAGGAGCUUAUACUGGCGAAUUGGGGCACCUGCCAUGAAUUGAUCCCCGAAGAGAGGAGAAUGGAGUCGCCACGGCAGAAGAAGCACCUCAAAUUCGACAACUAUGAAGUCUACUCCAGAGACUGGGCCAGUUAUUCCUACGCUGAUCAUUCGACUUGGGCGUCGGCGUUUUCACACUAUUACGACACGUUGGACAAUGUCUACCGAGAAGCCCACUACAUAUUGGGCCGUGUUUCUGCGUCAGGCAGGGCGGAGGAACUUCUUUCCUUCAUACCCCCUGAAAGGUACCGGAGAAACAAAUAUCUCAUGUGGGGUGAGAACGUUGAGGACGAGUGGAAUGAGUGGGCUUCUUGGCCAUUUUUGCCUUGGCCUCACACUUGGGCGAUUGGAUUUUGGGAUCACUUGUUCUGCUAA